Vavraia culicis subsp. floridensis is the source of this 750-nucleotide messenger RNA. RefSeq lists its product as uncharacterized. The coding region runs from base 1 to 750 and encodes 249 amino acids. The record is from RefSeq and is a predicted model, not a curated record. The transcript has a single exon. NCBI's taxonomy places the organism in Eukaryota, Fungi, Microsporidia, Pleistophoridae.
AUGUAUCAUUUUAAUUUGUUACCUUUCAUCCGUCUUUUUUACCUUUUUAGUUUCAUCUUCCACUCUUUCAUGCUAUUCUUCAUUUUUAUACGUAACACGAGCUUUAAGGCAGCGAUACGCAUAGAUAGGCUCGGUGCCUGUCACGAGGACGUAAUGCUGGCAGACAAGUCUGACGUAUUUAGCAGAACACAUGAUGAGGUGACUAUGAACAGAAAAACGUGUGCAAAAGAUGAAAAGGUAGCGCUAGCAGAUUAUAACACGGGUGCAUGCACAGAUUUGGAAGAUUUUAUGGCUGAUGACACCGAGUGCGUCAUGAAAGCAGGUAAAAUCGAGCACACGUAUCCUUCAAGCAUAGAUCUUUCGAUUUUUCUGUUUAAAAACUUUAGUGCACACCAAAAACGCACGUUUCUUCGGACAUAUGCCCGUAUUUACAGCGCAAUCGCGCCUCGACUCUCAGUUCUGGACAGAGUAGUAAGGCGCACCUCAAAUGACAAGAAGGAACAGCUGGCACAUUACAUGACUGUGCAUGUUCUGAGGUAUGGGAAUGUUAAAAGGAGGAUGAGGUACGCUUUUAGAUGUGUGUAUGGGUGUAACGAGGUUGUGAGCAUGGUUCUGAGCGUUAUCGGGUUUGUGGUUAAUCUUUGGUGUGGCUGGGGAGUUUUACGAGAAAAAACAGAGAAGAGACGAAGAGUGAUACGGGUGCAAAUACCGGUAGGAAUGCAGCGACCGGUAGAGAGCACACCAGCAUGA